Molecule: messenger RNA, 1506 nt
Organism: Aspergillus ochraceoroseus IBT 24754
Lineage: Eukaryota; Fungi; Ascomycota; Eurotiomycetes; Eurotiales; Aspergillaceae
Product: DUF4050 domain-containing protein
Exons: 2
Coding region: 268-1506 (412 amino acids)
Source: RefSeq, a predicted model, not a curated record
CAUCAACUUUUCCUGACUAGUAUCUCUUAAUAUGAAGCAGAAUUGUCCAAGAUUUCAUUAGCAGACGGACGAAUUCAUCAGGAAAAAGAGUGUCGAGGUAAAGUCACCCUCUUGGACCCUCUCUGUUCCUCUUUUUCCAUCCCGCUUUUUUUUCUCCUCACGCGAUCAACCCCUCACAUUCCCAUCCUCAUCUCUCUCUUCCUUCUUCUUCCUCUUCCUUUUCCUCACCCGACCUUUCCCUCUACCACUCCCACAGCCUCUCUCACCAUGUCUACCGACUCCCGCGAUGAGGCUAUCCGGGAGGCAAAGCGAUAUGUCCGUGAUACUGUCCGCAACGACUGGUCCUUUGAGUUUUCGACCAAACCCGGUGCCCCUCCACCCACCUACCCUGCAAGCCCAGACCCCACGGACGUUUUAGAAUGGCGACUUCGCGAGUACGAUAGCUCUGGAUCCGAGCUGGAGCCCCAGUUAUCGCCCACAGUGGGCCCAGUUCCUUACGGCCGUCUCCCCAGCCCUCUUACAGCAUCGUCCUCCUCCUCGGAGGCACGUCGAACAGAACGACGGCGCAAACGCCGCAGGCAGAUGGAGGAGGAAAUGAGCUGGAAUGAAGGACUACGCACAUGGGUAGAGAGGCGAGAUGCAUGGUCUGGCGCUCGAUCGAGAGAACAAACCAGAGCGCUGGAGCAGAAAGACCAGUCGGACCCUACAAGCUCCAGCGAGCUGGAGACUCCUACUGCCGACACAGAUAUUGCUUCGGAUGCGUCUCAACCCAUCCCCGGUCCAGGCCCGGGAGAACCGUCCAACCUUGUAUCCAGAAUGGAGAACGCUUUGAAGAUCGCCGAGAAGGAAGAGAACGGAGCCAAUGCGUCGCAUCAGGAUCACGACGGGGAGGGCCAGUCUACCAUGGCCUCCCCAUCCGCCGCUAUCCCUGCCUCCACUCCUACCACGACACCUACUACCUCAACAACUAUACCAACUCCAAGCUCUGCAAACGCCGCCCCGACACCUCCAAUCUCACCGCUCGAAGACUUCGAAGACCCUCUCAUUCCCGUCGUACCAUCUCUAAUCUCAACCUCCAACCCCAUCCGUGCCUCCAUCACUCCGGCUAUGUACCCGUCUAUCUACUCCAAAGUCGUUAUCCAAGGCCUCACCCCGACUGUCCCCAUCAACCUCGCCGAUAUGACCCAAGCCAUGGUCCAAGGCUGGAAAGCAGACGGCCAAUGGCCCCCUAAACCAACUUCCAUCGUUCUCCCCGACGACUCAAUGGUCCGCACCACAAAACACCCCGAUACCCCUGCCAUCCCUUCUACCGCAGACAAACCCCCCUCCUCCCCGGAAUCGAAAAGGAAAUCAGGAAUCGCAAGCACAGUCCGCAAAGUCCUGCAUUUCUCAGGGUUCCAUCCACAUCCGUUUCAUAGACGUGGCUCCUCUAGCCAGAGUCAUCCCCGUCCGGAGGAUCUCGCUGCAAUGGGCGCAACCAAUGCGGACCCUGCUGAACAUAAAUAA